Kwoniella shivajii is the source of this 1527-nucleotide messenger RNA. RefSeq lists its product as uncharacterized. The record is from RefSeq and is a predicted model, not a curated record. The coding region runs from base 1 to 1527 and encodes 508 amino acids. Gene Ontology annotation, biological process: DNA damage response. Gene Ontology annotation, cellular component: nucleus. Gene Ontology annotation, molecular function: phosphatase activity. Lineage: Eukaryota; Fungi; Basidiomycota; Tremellomycetes; Tremellales; Cryptococcaceae. The transcript is spliced from 12 exons.
AUGAGUACAGAGACCAACAUGUCCACUAAAGCCCAUCCUAGCGCUAAAGCGCCGCAGAAGACUGUCCUUAAUCUAGGCAACUUGCCCCCUAAGCUUAAGCCUUCAGACAUGAAGCAGAGUGCGAGCCAAUAUCCGCGAACCCCUUCUCGUGUCAACCCUAACCAACCUCCUUGGCCAGCAUACCGAGGAUAUCAUGAAUACUCUUUCGCUCAUGCUACUAUGGGUGUACGACUUCCUACCAUUUUGGGUAAAGCCAUUGAUGAUGUCUGGAAGACCCUCAACCAGGAGUACGAUGAAGAGAAGAUUGUUGACCUCGUCAACUGUAUUCACCGAUUGGAAGAUUUGAUGGGUGACUUGCAAGGUAACAGCAAGCUUAGACCUAUUAUCGAUGAUGGUGCUGGUGAUGUUGCUCUUUGGAACAAGGAAAUUGCGAAAUUCUUCCGGGGUAAAGACUUCAUGAAUGCUCCUUGGCUUUUCGCUGAAGCUUACAAAUACCGACGAUUGAGGGAGUGUUUCUCUCUUUCCAAGUACUGGGUCGACUACGAUGUCUUCUUCCGACAAAAGUGUGACACCUUCUCUCGAUCGAGUCAAGCCGUCUUUGAGCUGUCUCAAAGAUUUGCUGAACCUCACAAGCACGACCAAAAUCUUUCUCCCGAGGCCUUAUUAGAGAAGAACAAAUUAUUGUUCCUUGAAUUGACUCAAGUCUGCCUUUGGGGUAACUCUACCGAUCUUUCAUUACUCAUCGAUAUGACCGAGGAAGAUAUCAAGAAACUUCAAUCUACAGGUGGUGAUCAUCUCGCUGCUACAGAGAAGAACAUCUUAGGAAACGAUCUACACAAACUAGCAGAUUAUGUUUUGACCGUCAAGAAUGGUAGAAUCGAUUUCGUGCUUGAUAAUGCCGGUUUCGAACUUUAUUGUGAUUUGGUUUACGCCGAUUGGUUGAUCCAAUCUGGUACUUGUGAUAAGAUCAUCUUCCACGGAAAGCGACUUCCUUGGUUCGUCUCAGAUGUGACUAAAAAGGAUUGGGAUUGGAUUCUCAACUCUUGUGUUUACGGUCAACUCUUCCAAGAUGCGUCGGACGCCGAGGUUGAGACUCUCAGAACCCUCGGUCACAGAUGGAAGCAAUACGAGAAAGAGGGUAAAUGGAAGUACGAGGCCCAUCCCUUCUGGUGUACUGGAUACACAUUCUGGGAUCUCCAUUCUGAAGCACCCGAUCUUUUCCAAUACCUUUCUGAGUCUGAUUUAGUGAUCUACAAAGGUGAUCUUAACCACCGAAAACUUACAUACGACUGUCAUGCACCUCUUGACACUCCAUUCAACCAAGCCAUCGGCCCUCUUGCUUCUGAGCCUGGUGCUGCCCCCGUCUGUUCUUUACGAACUAUCAAAUCAGAUGUCGUCGUCGGUAUCCCAUCAGGUGUAGGAGAGAGACUCGAUGAAGAAGAACCUGGAUGGAAGAUCUCCGGUAAAUACGCUGUUGUCUUACUCUCUGAAGGUAGAAAAGGUGAAACUCCAGUUUACAACAAUUAA